CGUUCACUCUGCUGCCUGCCCUACCACACAGGACAAGAUAGGGCAGCUGGCUGAUGCCAUCGCAACUUCGCCAGAAUGGAGAUCCUUGAUAACGAGUUAAGUGCUAAUCAGCCUGGCCGUGAUCUGUAUGGUGUUUUAACCGUACAGGUUGUCCUGCAAGUGGUGGUGGCAACAAUCUGCCCAGUGGGCUUCCCUCCUGGUCCUAAGCCAUUACCACUGCUGGGGAACAUCACUGCCUUUAGUUGCAAGAAACCGCAGAUUUCCAUGCAAGAAUUGGCCAAAAAAAUAAGUGUGUACUAUAAUGUUGGGGAGUACGCCUGUUGUAUUGGUGAGCGGCUACCAGGCAGUCAAAGAAGUGCUGGUGAAUAGAAGUCAUCAGUUUUCUGACCUACCAAUAACUCCUCUUUUUACUAAAGUCACUCACAAAGUUGGUAUUUCAUUAGCACCCUACGGAGACUCAUGGAAGCAGCAGCGCAGAUUUGCUUUGUCAACAUUGUGUCAUUUUGGCUUCGGGAAGGCAACAAUAGCUGACAAAAUCUUGACGGAAGCAAGGUACCAAAUAGAGACUUUCAGACCGGAAACCUCAGCACUCACCCUAAUAGUGUCAGAGCUUUUCACUGAUGGAAUUGGGACCACGUCCACCACUUCAUGCUGGGGGCUCCUUUUCAUGGUGAUGCACCCUGACAUUCAAACCCGAUGUUAUGAGAUUGAGAGAGUUGUGGGAUCGGAGCAACUGCCACGUAUGGGGGACAGACGCAGCUUGCCUUAUGUGGACGCCAUGAUCCAUGAGAUACAACGCUUUGGUAACAUUUGCCCACUUGGGAUUAUACGCACUACAAGAUGUGCAGUUCCGACUACUUUUUCUCCAUGUAAUAGUAAACCUAACGUCUGCUCUGUAUGAUGAAAACCACUGGGAAAAUUCACUAAUAAUUCCACCUUUGAAAUGUAAUGAACGUCUCACCUUCACUUAAAACAUCAAUUCGAUUCGGCGUUGGUAGCAGUCAUUAGGCGAUCGUGAGUACAAGUUUUGGUCGUUACUGUGGAGGUCUUACUAUAAGGUCGGUCGGAAAAGCGGGAGGUCACAAGCUGAGCCGUCGUUGAGUCGGGCUCACCUGUAAUGACGUUACCCCGAGCAACUGCGACCAUGCCCACGGCAUUGCGAUUUCACUCGGGACACCCGUAUGUCGUCAUUGUAAUUUCAUUAAAUUUUCUCUUACGGACUGACAAAUGUUAUCGACAUCUAUAGUAUUCAGUCUACAAGUAGUUGUUUUGCUGAUAGGAUCAAUAGGCUUGUCAGCAAAGUAGUGCACCAUUACGUCUUUGUGUCUUUUUAUGCUCACCAACACCGUGGAUAUAUAUUCUUUAUUAAUGCUAGAUGCAAUCCACCCACUUGUAUUCAGCACGUCAAAUUGUAUUAAUUUCUGGGGUGAAAACUAUUGAUUUUCAACUUUAGA
This is a messenger RNA of Petromyzon marinus (sea lamprey), 1454 nucleotides long. RefSeq names its product cytochrome P450 2D11-like. The record is from RefSeq and is a predicted model, not a curated record. Gene Ontology annotation, biological process: xenobiotic metabolic process. Gene Ontology annotation, molecular function: iron ion binding; heme binding; oxidoreductase activity, acting on paired donors, with incorporation or reduction of molecular oxygen, reduced flavin or flavoprotein as one donor, and incorporation of one atom of oxygen. Gene Ontology annotation, cellular component: cytoplasm; intracellular membrane-bounded organelle. Lineage: Eukaryota; Metazoa; Chordata; Hyperoartia; Petromyzontiformes; Petromyzontidae.